Messenger RNA from Stylophora pistillata, 447 nucleotides. Its product is annotated as kelch-like protein 40b. Lineage: Eukaryota; Metazoa; Cnidaria; Anthozoa; Scleractinia; Pocilloporidae. The record is from RefSeq and is a predicted model, not a curated record.
AUGAAGGAGGCUCGAGAGGGAGUUAUUAAAUUUGAGGAGAUCUCAGGAUCUGUUAUGGAAGAUGUUUUGGAAUUCAUCUACACUGGAACUGUGAAAGUAACCCAGGAGAAUGCUAAGGAACUGAUCGCCACAGGGAAUUAUCUGAUCAUACCGAGCUUGAAAACUGUUUCUGGUCGAUUUUUACAAGGAGAAAUAUCAAAUACAAAUUGCAUCUCGACCUUUUAUUUCGCUGAGAAAUACGACUGUGUCGAACUUAUUGCCAACAGCAGGAAAUUCAUCCACGAAAAUUUCGCCUCCGUAGGAGAAAUAGAUGAAUUUUUGAGCUUGGAGGCUAAGGAGGUGGCGAGGUGGAUUUCAAAUGACGAGAUUAUCGUGAAAGCGGAUGCCAGCGUCUUCAAGAUAAUACUUAAAUGGGUUGAACACAAGCGAGCGAAAAGCAGCAUUUGA